Molecule: messenger RNA, 297 nt
Organism: Fusarium venenatum
Lineage: Eukaryota; Fungi; Ascomycota; Sordariomycetes; Hypocreales; Nectriaceae
Source: RefSeq, a predicted model, not a curated record
AUGAUGAAGGUAGCCCUGGCGUUUCUAAUCAUUUCUUAUACAUACUGCGAGCUCACAGCGCAUUGUGUGUCGUGUACCACCCGUGUUUGGGACCCCAGCGACGUUCGAAACGGUCUCUCGCAAGAGUACAAAGCCUGGCGAGAGGCAAAGGGCCAUGAAGCAUCGGAGCACGAGGAGAGCGCAAAGGCAUCGCUAUCUUUCAGCACGCCCGUUCCUCCAAAGAGGGGCGCCAACUGUUUGGCUUCGGCCGAGAGGAUUGGUGAUUCUAGCUGGGCGCCAAAGAAUCAGGGAGCAUAA